Molecule: messenger RNA, 2485 nt
Organism: Malaclemys terrapin pileata
Lineage: Eukaryota; Metazoa; Chordata; Testudines; Emydidae
Gene: TERF2
Product: telomeric repeat binding factor 2
Exons: 10
Coding region: 1-1662 (553 amino acids)
Biological process (GO): telomeric loop formation; protection from non-homologous end joining at telomere; regulation of telomere maintenance via telomerase
Cellular component (GO): shelterin complex; nucleus; chromosome, telomeric region
Molecular function (GO): double-stranded telomeric DNA binding; G-rich strand telomeric DNA binding; telomerase activity
Source: RefSeq, a predicted model, not a curated record
AUGCGCGUCACUUCCGGCUCCUGGCGCGGGAUGGCUGGCGGGCGCGGACGGGUCUCCCGGAGCCGGCGGGGGCCCAUGGCGGCUGGGAAGGGGGCGCUGGGGCUCCGCGCCCCCGAGGAGGCGGUGAACCGCUGGGUGCUGCAGUUCUACUUCCACCAGGCCGUGGGGGCCUAUCGGGCCCGUCGGAACCGGGACUUCCGCGAGUUCCGCGACGUGAUGCAGGCUCUGCUACUGCGGCCCCUGGUUAAGGAGCCUGCAAUCUCCCGGCUGCUCCGGAUUAUGCAGUUUCUUUCAAGAAUUGAGGAGGGAGAGAACCUAGAUUGCACCUUUGAUACAGAGUCAGAGCUCACCCCUCUUGAAUCUGCAAUCGGUGUGCUGGAGCUGAUUGAGAGAGAAUUUCCUGUGUCUGAGGUGGCAAUGGAAUCUGUUAGAAAAAUGGUGAAGCAAGCUGCUGUUAUCAUUUGUAUUAAAAAGAGAGAGUUUGAUAAAGCCUCAAAAAUUCUGAAAAAAAACAUGGCAAAGGAUCCCAGCACCCAGAAACUGAGGACAGAGUUGCUCAGCAUUAUCCGUGAGAAGAAUUUGUCUCAUACGAUGAUCCGAAAUUUUUCCUACAAGACUUUUCAGCAGAGUGCGUUCCAGUUCUUGGAGACCUACCUGGAGGAUUCAGAGCCCUUUCUCUUGACCAUGGCGAAAAAGACUUUGAAUUCAGAAUAUAUUGAUGAAACUAAGAAGCUGGCAUUAGUUCCAGAGCCUGUGGAAGUAGUGGCUCCAAAGCCUGUGGAAGUAGCUAAGCAACCACCAGUGGCAGCUCCAGACAGUGUGGAAGUAGCUAAGCAACCACCAGCGGCAGCUCCAGACAGUGUGGAAGUAGCUAAGCAACCACCAGCGGCAGCUCCAGACAGUGUGGAAGUAGCUAAGCAACCACCAGCGGUCGCUCCAGACAGUGUGGAAAUGUCUUCAAAUGACUUUGAGAGGCAGCCGCCUGGAACUGUAACCACAUAUGGGAUUUCUGCUCUGAGAGAAGCUUUCAAGACCUUGUCAAAUUCCCAAGAUUCUGAUGCAGCCUUUACCAAACUGGAUGAAACAGACUUUUCUUUCCCCAAGCAAUUGUCCCCUUCUGUAUCCCACAGACUCAAGAGGCAGAGAGAAGAGGAGAAUCCACCCUUGGAGACCUCAGACACACCUAAAUCACCUCCAAAGAGUAAACGCUUGUUCACUAUAAGCAGACUGAUUAUGGAGCAGGACAGCCAGAGCACUGAGCUGAGUGAGACGCCAGACUCAUCCCAGGAGCCAGUGGUAUCUUCUGCAUUCAGGACUCUUGUUCAAAAGCCACAUGUUCAGCGUGUAUCUUCCAGAAGUCCCAAGCCACUGAAAGCAAGAUGGAACACCUCGAAUGGGCAAGAAGAAAAGGACACAUGGAGUGAGGAAGAUGAGCUCUUCCUGGACAAGAAGUCCCCUGGGAGAAAUAGCCACAGCUCUUCAAUCCUCGGUUCCAAGAAGCAGAGGUGGACAGUACAGGAAAGCGAGUGGAUCAGAGAAGGAGUGAAGAAGUUUGGAGAAGGGAACUGGAAAAUCAUUUGCAAAAAGUUCCCCUUUGAGAACCGCACCUCGGUGAUGAUUAAGGAUCGCUGGCGGACCAUGAAAAAGCUGGGACUCCACUGAAAACAGCAGUUGAGAACUCUUAGAGUGACACUUGCUCUCAUUUCUCUCCAAAAGAUGGACCAAAGCAACAACUGCCAUGGGAGGAGGCUUGUAGUCCCCUUCCUAGCAAUGUGAUAGGAACGAUGUGGAGACUUGUUAUGGCUGCUUGGGAGAGCUGAAUGCUACAGCUGGAAGAAGCAAAGUUUGACUAGAGCUUGUGAAACCUUCCUAGUUCUUGUAUUUAGCCGGAGUUUAGGUCUUUGUCUGUCAACAGAAGCAACCCAGCCUGAGUAACUAUGGAAAUAGGCUAGUAAAGGUGCUACAAUGCUGAUAUGUUGUAUAUGUUCAGAAACAGCGAGGACUCUGGCAGCCUUUGCCCUGUGAGCAUUCGAGCUGGAACCUGAGUGGCCUGUAGCCGGGUCGCAGCUUUCUCUACUCAGAGGCUGGUUGAAUGGCAGGGUAAUCCUGUCACCGACUGGUUUAUCUAUAGUCAUUUUCUUCAACCGAUUGUGAAUCACUUGGCUGAUCGGCUUUCUCCAUCUGCCCCUCCCAGAGGGGCAAGCAGCAGUGUAGGCUGAGCGGUGCUGAGUUGCCCCGGCAGAAGUCUGGUUUCUUGGCAAGGGGACUGCCGUUGGGUUCCACAUUUCUCUGCUUUGUACAUUUUUAUAUUGAGUGGGGAUUUCUUCCUCCACGUUUUUUUGAUGCUUUAAAAUAGAUGUUUUGUUUUGUCUUUGUGCUCAUUAGUUUCUAGAAUGUUUGGAGCCAGAUGUCAUCAAGUUAAAAGUUAGUGUUCAGUUGGUUUGACUUGCCUCCUUCUUCGCAAAAUUCCCUUCCUUGUGUCUGU